Paramuricea clavata is the source of this 1162-nucleotide messenger RNA. The record is from the annotation of a GenBank genome assembly. NCBI's taxonomy places the organism in Eukaryota, Metazoa, Cnidaria, Anthozoa, Malacalcyonacea, Plexauridae.
AUGAAUGUAGAUGAUUUCAAACCAGCAUCAGUUGAUACGUCACAAGCAGGAAGUCUUGAUGUUGGCAAAGGAGGUGAAGUAAACGUCUCACUCCCUAAUACACAGGUAUUAUGUUUUCACUCUUUCAAUUUACUCUUAUUCCACCCUGUUUGUGGUAACUCUGUACUAGGGAAUUACUUGGACAAAAAAACAGUAAACGUGGGUAUAUACUAGCAAUUAAUGCACCAAAAACACUUUGAUGUUUCGAGCAUGGCCAGUUUUUGAAGGGAGAUUGGUUGCACCUCCCCUAACAAUUUUGUCACUUUUCAUUUCUAUUAAUUUUGUAACCAUCAUCAUACAAUCAAAAUUCAUAAAAUAUUAGGACACUUAUAUACAUUAUUAUCUACAGUACAUUACAUGCUCCUCAAAUUUUUAGUAUUACGGUUGUGGCACAUACCGGUACAGUAUUUGAGGGCACCGCGGUACUUUCUAUGUCAUAACAAGAAAUAUUAGCAACAAAAUAUACUAUAGAAACACUGAAAUGCAGGAGAAAAAGUACCCUAAGCUUGUUAAAAGUUGCAUCUUCGUACACUGUUUGCCUUCUGCAGUUGGGCGUCACCAAGAAUUUUUCAGACAGUGCUUCAAUUAAAUGUGUUAUGUUUGACUUAAUAAUUUUGCCCUCAGAUGCAGUGCUCAAUCAGGGGCAGCGCUUGAAAAUGUCAAAGUGUUUUUAAUAUAUAAAGUUUUAUUUUCCACCUGAUACUGAAACCCCAAGGGUUUCAAUAUAUUUGAAUGAAUCCUGAUCAAUUGCCAUGAAUCUGGAUAAAUUCUUAAAAAUACCUUUCUACCUGGUUUCCUGUUCUGGUUAAUUACCUUGGCUGUGUUACUAUAUAAAACUUCCCAAUCAUAUGAUUGUGUUUGAUAGGACUCAGGCACCACUGUGUACAGAGGAUCUAAGAAACCUUGUCCAAAAGAAUGUGUUCUGGUUGUUGACAGAGGGAAGAGAGUAAGGAGAGACUUGUGUAUUGUUGAAAGUGAAUUGUUCAUUUUUUAACUAAUAUAUAAUUAUACUGUAUAAUUAUACACGUUUUGGUAAAUCAUGAAUCUUACUUUUUAGACUAUAACAUUAGAACGGCUGGCUAGCACGGUCCAGCUAAAGAAAAUAAGGUAUAUAUUUGGUUAA